AGGAAUAGGCGAGGGCUUCGUGGCGCGACACCGGCGACGAUGAUCUGCAAGAUUGGUAUGAAACCUCGGAUUAAUAUAUGCAGGAGAAGAGGACGACAGAGCUCUCAAGACAAGGAUGGGGAUUGCUGCUUGGUGAAGAGAAAGAGAAGGAGAUUAAUGAACAACCUGGAUGACCGAAUCAGUGAUUCGCCAUGUGAAAUUUUGGUCAAUGUAUUGUCUCUAUUGCCGCUGAAGGAAGCAGCAGGCACAAGUGUUCUCUCUAGGCGAUGGCGUCGUGUGUGGGAGUCUACUAUGAAACUCAACUUUGAUGCUAGUAACUAUGUAGCCGGUACUAACGAUCAGGGUUUUGUUCUUAAUUUCAUGCACUUGGAAGACAAGUUGAAAGAUGAGAACAUGGAUAACUAUGUCAGUUGGGUGAAUCGUGUUCUGGAACGUCACAGAGGCUCCAAGAUUAGACAAUUCAGGGCUUGCUUUUUUCUGGGUUUUCAGCAUUCAAAUACCAUUGAUGAGUGGAUUCGAUUUGCAGUGGAAAAGAGUGUGGAAGUACUUGAACUUGACUUCUCUCCCGGAACUUCGUUGCCUCUUGAUGCCAAAGGUACAGUCCCCUGCUAUCAGAAAGAUGGAUUUUCGCAAUAUCUAUUGUGUCUUGACAAACAAUCUGCUUUGGGACAACAGUCUUCUGACAUUCCAAAGCUGAGCUCUCGUGUACGCGAUGCUCGUUUCAUGACCCUCAAAGUCCUUCACUUGAGAAAUGUUGGUGUUACGGGAGAAGUUCUGGAGUAUUUAUUGUCUAACUGUCCUGUUCUUGAACGGCUAACAGUGAGCGUCUCCAAGAACUUGGUUAGUUUAAGAGUGGUUGAUCCAUCAAUUGCAUUGAAGUAUUUGAUGAUAGAAAAUUGUACUAACAUCGAAAGAAUUGAGAUCCGGGACGUGAACAUUGUUUCAUUUAGUUAUGUUGGAUAUUGUGUGAUAGAGUUGCUGCUCAGUAAUUUAUCAAUGCUGGUUGAUGUAUCCCUUGUUAAGUUGAUGUAUAUUACUGAAUGUGUAAUUCAUGCUUUCACCCAGCUUUCAAGUUUUGUUUCUCAGAUCCAAUUUCUGACCCUGGAUACCAAGGGAGAGAUGUAUCAGGAUGUUACAUUUCCUACGUUUGCAAAUCUCAAGUAUUUGGAACUAAUAGUGUGUGCCCAGGAUGAUUGGUCUCUUCAUCAGUUGUCUUCUUUCUUGACGGCUUCUCCUUACUUAGCAAGACUUGUAUUGAAGUUGUUUUACAUGACAUAUUUUAAACCUGGAGAAUUGAAAGAAGUUAUUGGAUGCCAUCAUCAUAAACUUAAGGAUGUCGAAAUAAUAGGAUAUCGUGGUAUUACAUGUGCUAUUCAACAUGUCAAUUACCUCAUAGAAAACGCUGUUGCACUCAAGAAACUUGUCAUCAACCCUAUGCAGCUUCGGCGUUUGCCUCCUAGUGUGGAUAGGGAAAUUGAACUAUCUAAAGUGGAAGAAAAUGCCAGAGAUCAUACGAAGCAGCACCUUGUACCAAAACUAAAUGUAUCUUCAACUGUAGAAUUUGUAUGCCUAUAGUAAGUGGGGGUUUAAUCUUUUCAGAUUUGGCUACGCCUCUUACAAUGGAUGGGGGACUUUUAGAGGGGGUAGUGCAGUUGAUUUAUGGUGACUUGUUCAGCGGGGUGAGUUAGUAGUUUGUCUUAGUAGUCAGUAAGAUCUAUGUGAAAAAUAAAUGUAAUAAACUUUCGUUCAGAAAAAGAGAGUUAUUUUUCAGUUCUCUUAUUUCAAUGUAGCUCAGAAAGAAACUGACACUAGUUCUUCUCAAAGAGUUAAAAACUUGAGGUUUCUAAGAAUCUACCUAUGUUGUUACAAAAUUCACAUAUUCAACUCUGCUAAAUUUAUCAGCUACUAGCAUUCGGAUUCGACUUGAUGGAACAUGGAAAUAGUUCCAUCAACAAUCAACUGAAAUGAUGUUGAUCAAAACCACCCGCUCUCCUAUCAUUGCCUUUAA
Fragaria vesca subsp. vesca is the source of this 2008-nucleotide messenger RNA. Its product is annotated as putative FBD-associated F-box protein At5g56700-like. The record is from RefSeq and is a predicted model, not a curated record. Lineage: Eukaryota; Viridiplantae; Streptophyta; Magnoliopsida; Rosales; Rosaceae. Gene Ontology annotation, molecular function: protein binding. The coding region runs from base 40 to 1575 and encodes 511 amino acids. The transcript has 4 exons.